Molecule: messenger RNA, 4116 nt
Organism: Psammomys obesus (fat sand rat)
Lineage: Eukaryota; Metazoa; Chordata; Mammalia; Rodentia; Muridae
Gene: Phc1
Product: polyhomeotic homolog 1
Exons: 15
Coding region: 227-3283 (1018 amino acids)
Cellular component (GO): PRC1 complex; nucleus
Molecular function (GO): zinc ion binding; protein binding
Source: RefSeq, a predicted model, not a curated record
AGUUUUCCUGGUGGAAAGAUUUUACAAUUGGCUCUUUUCUGUUUCAUGAUCUGGGGAAAAUGAGGGAGUCAUCGAAUUUGUGAACAUUUUUGAGACAAUCCUCUAUUGCAAGUAACAGGAUCUUAUGUGUGAGUCCAGUGAGAUAAGUCCAGUAAUCGAUACAACUGUGCCAUGCUGCCUCUAAUCCUUACCCGCUUUUUUCUUCACAUGCUGAUAUUGAGGAUUCAUGGGGCUUGAGUCAGAACACCAUUCUUGGGGACCCUGGAACGCUAUCAUGGAGACUGAGAGCGAGCAGAACUCUAGCUCCACCAAUGGGAGUUCCAGCUCAGGGGGCAGCUCUCGGCCCCAGAUAGCGCAGAUGUCCCUGUAUGAACGGCAAGCCGUGCAGGCUUUGCAAGCACUGCAGCGGCAACCCAAUGCAGCUCAAUAUUUCCACCAGUUUAUGCUCCAGCAGCAGCUCAGUAAUGCCCAGCUACACAGCCUGGCAGCUGUUCAGCAGGCCACGAUUGCUGCCAGUCGGCAGGCAAGCUCUCCAAACAGCAGCAGUGCGCAGCAGCAGACGGCUACCACCCAGGCCUCGAUCAACCUGGCGACCACAUCAGCUGCCCAGCUCAUCAGCCGAUCCCAGAGUGUGAGCUCUCCCAGUGCCACCACCUUGACACAGUCCGUGUUACUGGGGAACACCACUUCCCCACCUCUCAACCAGUCCCAGGCCCAGAUGUAUCUGCGUCCACAGCUGGGAAACCUAUUGCAGGUUAACCGGACCUUGGGCCGGAAUGUGCCUCUAGCCUCUCAACUCAUCCUGAUGCCUAAUGGGGCAGUGGCUGCAGUCCAGCAGGAGGUGCCGCCCGCUCAGUCUCCUGGAGCUCAUGCAGAUGCAGAUCAGGUGCAGAACUUGGCAGUGAGGAACCAACAGGCCUCAGCUCAAGGACCCCAAAUGCCAGGCUCUACUCAGAAGGCCAUCCCUCCUGGAACUUCUCCUGUUUCUGGCCUCUCCCAGGCAUCUAGCCAGGCCUUAGCUGUGGCACAGGCUUCUUCUGGGGCCUCAGGCCAGUCACUCAACCUUAGCCAAGCUGGUGGAGGCAGCGGGAAUAGCCUCCCAGGCUCCAUGGGUCCCGGCGGAGGUGGCCAGGUGCCUGGGGGUUUGGGUCAGUUGCCUUCUUCAGGAUUGGGUGGAAGCUGUCCCAGGAAGGGCACAGGUGUGGUGCAGCCCUUACCUACAGCUCAAACAGUGACUGUGAGCCAGGGCAGCCAAACAGAGGCAGAAAGUGCAGCGGCCAAGAAGGCAGAUGCAGAUGGGAGUGGCCAGCAGAGUGUGGGUAUGAACCUGACGCGGACGGCCACACCUGCCCCCAGCCAGACGCUUAUUAGCUCAGCCACAUACACACAGAUCCAGCCCCAUUCGCUGAUUCAGCAACAGCAGCAGAUCCACCUCCAGCAGAAGCAGGUGGUGAUCCAGCAGCAGAUUGCCAUACACCACCAGCAGCAGUUCCAGCACCGCCAGUCCCAGCUGCUUCACACAGCCACACACCUUCAGUUGUCCCAGCAGCAGCAACAGCAGCAGCAGCAGCAACAGCAGCAGCAGCAGCAAGCAACAACCCUCACUGCCCCUCAGGCACCCCAGGUCCCACCUACUCAGCAGGUCCCACCUUCCCAGUCGCAACAGCAAGCCCAGACCCUGGUGGUCCAACCCAUGCUUCAGUCUUCACCCCUGUCUCUUCCACCUGACCCAACCCCCAAACCACCCAUCCCCAUUCAGUCCAAGCCUCCUGUAGCACCUAUCAAACCUCCUCAACUAGGAGCCGCUAAGAUGUCAGCUACGCAGCAGCCACCACCACAUAUCCCUGUGCAAGUUGUCGGUACCCGGCAGCCAGGUACAGCCCAGGCACAGGCUUUGGGAUUAGCACAGCUGGCAGCUGCUGUACCUACUUCCCGGGGAAUGCCAGGGGCAGUCCAGCCUAGCCAGGCCCACCUGGCCACCUCGCCACCUUCAUCGCAGGCUCCUGGUGCACUUCAGGAGUGUCCUCCUGCAUUGGCCCCUGGGAUGACCCUUGCUCCUGUGCAGGGAACAGCACAUGUGGUAAAGGGAGGACCUACAGCCUCCUCCCCUGUGGUGGCCCAAGUCCCUGCUGCUUUCUACAUGCAGUCUGUGCACCUGCCGAGUAAAGCCCAGACCUUGGCUGUGAAACGCAAAGCUGAGUCUGAGGAGGAGAGAGAUGACGGCUCCACACUGGGCUCUGUGCUCCCUGCAAAAGUGUCACCGGCAGCAGAGAGCCCAAAGGUAAUGGAGGAAAAGAACAGUCUUGGAGAGAAAGCUGAGCCAGUGGCCAGUUUGAAUGCUAAUCUUCCAAGCAGUGACCUAGUGGCCUUGGCCCCUACCCCAUCAGCACCGCCUCCUACUCUAGCCUUGGUGUCCAGGCAGAUGGGUGACUCAAAACCCCCACAGGCUAUUGUAAAGCCGCAGAUCCUCACGCACAUCAUUGAAGGCUUUGUUAUCCAGGAAGGAGCAGAGCCCUUCCCGGUGGGAUGUUCUCAGUUACUGAAGGAGUCUGAGAAGCCACUGCAGACUGGCCUUCCAACAGGGCUGAGUGAGAGCCAGUCAAGUGGGCCCUUGGGAGGAGACAGCCCCUCCAUAGAGUUAGAUAAGAAGGCAAAUCUCCUCAAAUGCGAGUACUGUGGGAAGUAUGCCCCAGCAGAGCAGUUCCGAGGCUCCAAGAGGUUCUGCUCCAUGACAUGUGCAAAGAGGUACAAUGUGAGCUGUAGCCACCAGUUCCGCUUGAAGAGGAAAAAGAUGAAAGAGUUUCAGGAAGCCAGCUAUGCGCGUGUUCGGAGGCGUGGACCCCGCCGCAGCUCAUCUGACAUUGCUCGUGCUAAGAUACAGGGCAAGCGCCAUCGGGGUCAAGAGGACUCCAGCCGGGGCUCGGAUAAUUCCAGCUAUGAUGAAGCACUCUCUCCAACAUCUCCUGGGCCACUGUCAGUCAGAGCUGGGCAUGGAGAACGUGACCUCGGAAAUACCAUUACAGCCCCACCCACCCCAGAAUUACAUGGCAUCAACCCUGUGUUCUUGUCCAGUAAUCCUAGCCGAUGGAGCGUUGAGGAGGUCUACGAGUUUAUUGCUUCUCUGCAAGGCUGCCAAGAGAUUGCAGAAGAGUUUCGUUCCCAGGAGAUUGAUGGACAGGCCCUUUUAUUACUUAAAGAAGAACAUCUUAUGAGUGCCAUGAACCUCAAGUUAGGCCCUGCCCUCAAGAUCUGUGCCAAGAUCAAUGUCCUCAAGGAGACUUAAGGUGGCCACAAAUCAGCCUGAAGCAGAUGCGCUGACUAUCCAGGUUAUAACCUGGGGCAGCAGACUUUGCAGGGAGGAGCUGUUCCUAUUGUGUUAACCCCUUAUGGGGAUUAUGGAGACAGAACUUCAAGAAUUGGCUGCUGGUGCUACAUGGUGGCAGCUUUGACAUUUUCUCUGGGUUCCACUUAAAAACAAAACAGAAACAACACACAAAACCCUUCUCACUCUUCACACCUACCCUAAUGUAGUUUCUAAGCAGGCAGACUACAGGCUAGGACUGCUCAGCCUUAUCCUGGAGUGGAUUGACUAGCAAGGAUCUCACCUAUCCGAGGAGGAAUGGCUCAUAUGGUAAGGCAAGGAAAUGGGUGAACUGUAGACUUGCCUCCCCAGUGGGAGAGGUCGCUGUUCCUAGCUUAUGUGACACAAGUAGCAAAACCUGGUGCUUUCCUUCUCUGCACUGUCUCAUUGUACUGUAGCUCAGUCUUCUGUUACCAUGUUUUCCCCGAGUACUGAAUAUUUCUUCCUGCGUCCAUGGCAGGAUCACCAGCCCGUGUGGACACUUGGUUGGUAUCUGAUUUGCUGCAGGGACUAAAGUGUUUGGCUGGCACAUGUCUGGCUGUUGUCAUAUCUUUCUGCAUCCCUGCUCCCUUCCAAUUUGUUACCAUCUUCAACCCUACCUUUCUUUUCCAUUCAACUCUGCUCUGUCCUAUAGCUUUACGAAACAGGAGUGUGUGGAGCUGAGGUCAGGUUUGUAAGCACCUGCCUUAGGCACUAUUCCUUGUACAACAAAAAUAUUAAAUAUUUUUUCUUCCUUAGUAAAAGGAUGAAAAUUG